This is a messenger RNA of Symbiodinium natans, 762 nucleotides long. The record is from the annotation of a GenBank genome assembly. NCBI's taxonomy places the organism in Eukaryota, Dinophyceae, Suessiales, Symbiodiniaceae.
AUGGCCUCCGGACUAUUCGAUGAGCACGAGACCGAAGCCGCCGCCGCCGACGCUCCAGCCGCUGGACGCAGGACGAAACUCUAUCCGUGGGACAGUGUCGCAUCCCAACUUUUCGAGCCCUACGGCGAGUGCCCCAUCAACGGCAUGAGCCUCAAGGACGUGUGGAACGGUGCUGCAGCCGGAAACAAGAAGGCUGCGUAUCACAGCCAUCUGUGCGCAGAUCAAGAAGCCGAUCCGUGGCACGUGGGUGCCGGCAUCUCCCUCACCGCGGCGGCUCUGUCAGCAGCCAUAGAACACUUCAAGAAGCCCGAGAUGAAGAAGCUGAUCGUGCCAGAGUACUACAACAAGGCCGAGGAAGAGAUUAAAGAGUUGGAGCCUCUGCUCGCCCUCUUGAAUCUCGGCAAGGGCUCGCAAUCUCAAAGGGACACAGGCACCUUUCGAUCGGCCAAGCGCCACAAAGCCACGGCGACUGCCUCUGCCACGACCGGGUCGCAAGCUGAGAUCCUUGAUGCAGCCAGCAAGUUCUACAAGUGGUUGACACGUCCCAAGAGCGCCUUUCGAUCCAUGCUGUUCCUCCUCUCGGGUGCCAACACGUUCUUCUCUGGACAUUGCGCGGACGUGGUCGCCCGUGCCGGAAUCGAGAACAAGCCCAUCACGGAAGAGCAGUUUGUGGCCGCCAUGAAAGCACGCAGCCAGAAGAUGCCGGUCCCAGCAGGAGCUGGCCCCAAAGGCUCUGACGCCACGGGACUGUUUGACAGUUAG